Schizosaccharomyces osmophilus is the source of this 906-nucleotide messenger RNA. It is a transcript of the gene trm140, whose product is annotated as tRNA (cytosine-3) methyltransferase Trm140. The record is from RefSeq and is a predicted model, not a curated record. The transcript has 4 exons. Gene Ontology annotation, molecular function: tRNA (cytidine-N3)-methyltransferase activity. NCBI's taxonomy places the organism in Eukaryota, Fungi, Ascomycota, Schizosaccharomycetes, Schizosaccharomycetales, Schizosaccharomycetaceae. The coding region runs from base 1 to 906 and encodes 301 amino acids.
AUGAGUAAAAAGCAAGCUUCUUCUGUACGUGAUGCAAACUUUUCCAUCAACGAGACAUUUGGAGGCCGUUUACUGAAGGAAGAAGACCAAGUUUUUGAUUUUAAUGCCUGGGAUCAUGUAGAAUGGGACGAAGAGCAUUUGUCCAUGGCCGAGAAAAGGAUUGCGGAGCAAAAGGAAAACCCGGUUGUAAAUAAAGACGAAUAUAUGGCAAAUCCGAAUGAGUAUUGGGAUAGGUUCUAUGAGAAAAAUGAAGGAAACUUUUUUAUGAACCGAAGAUGGAUUGCUCAGGAAUUCCCAGACUUACUUCAACUUGUACAACCUGAUAUUGGACAAAAAGUGCUGCUAGAAGUAGGGUGUGGUGCAGGUAAUACCAUAUGGCCUAUAUUAGCAGAGAAUAAAAACAAAGAACUCAAAGUUUACCCUGUGGACUAUUCCAAGAAGGCUAUUGAUGUCGUGUAUCAAAAUCCUCUAUACGAUCCCAACCAUUGUCAUGCAUCUGUAUGGGAUUUAGCUGGACCAACGUUACCAGAAGGGCUUACCGAAAAUUCUACAGAUGCAGUUACCUUGAUAUUUUGUUUUUCUGCACUUUCACCUGAUCAAUGGAACCAAGCUGUUGACAAUCUGUACCGAGUACUAAAGCCUGGGGGAGUUAUCUUUUUCCGUGAUUAUGGACGUUUGGAUUUGACUCAGUUACGAGCAAAAAAGAAUAGGUAUUUGGAUGAAAAUUUCUAUAUUCGUGGUGAUGGUACCCGUGUUUACUAUCUUGACAAUGAUGAGAUCCAAAAGAUAUUUGGAGAAAAAUUCGAAAUCUGUCAAAACGGAGUCGAUAAAAGACUGAUUGUAAAUCGCAAGAAGAAAGUGAAGAUGUAUCGCUGCUGGCUUCAAGCGAAAUUCAGAAAAGAAUAA